Molecule: messenger RNA, 3037 nt
Organism: Hippocampus zosterae (dwarf seahorse)
Lineage: Eukaryota; Metazoa; Chordata; Actinopteri; Syngnathiformes; Syngnathidae
Gene: pls3
Product: plastin 3 (T isoform)
Exons: 17
Coding region: 328-2196 (622 amino acids)
Biological process (GO): actin filament bundle assembly; actin filament network formation
Cellular component (GO): cytoplasm; actin filament; actin filament bundle
Molecular function (GO): calcium ion binding; actin filament binding
Source: RefSeq, a predicted model, not a curated record
GGACACUAGUAGCUGUGUGUUCGUGAAACAGGUUUGCCCGCUUUUUGUGCCAUCAGCACUAAAAAAACGGGUGCCUUCACUCUUGGCUUGCUGCUUGUUUUCACUUUUCUGUACUUUGCGCACAUUUUCUGGCCGCCUGAUUGCAGACUUUCCAACCCGUCCAGCAACAUUCCUAAGUGAUGGCUGUUGAGAAGCUGUGCUCUUUUGCUUCACCACACCCACAUCUUUUCAUUGACUGCUAAGUAGUGACCUUCACGAAGCAAGUUGUUCCAGUCACAAACGGCCCACCUUUCGCUGACUGACCAUCCUCAGGUCAAUCACAGAAAAAUGUCUGGCAAAAUAUCAAAUGAGGAACUGGAGGACAUGCAGGAGAUAUUUCGGAAGAUUGAUCUGGACCACGAUGGGUUCAUCAAUGAUUAUGAACUCACCGAAGUCCUGAAAGAGACUGGCCUUCCGCAGCCAGGUUACAAGAUCAGAGAUAUGAUCAAGAAACUGGAUCGCGAUGACGACAGCAAGAUCAGCUUCAAAGAGUUCCUUGCGAUUGUGAACGAGCUGAAGGGCAGCGAAGUAGCAAAAACUUUCCGCAAAGUCAUCAACAAAAAAGAUGGCAUCCUCGCCAUUGGAGGCAUGUCGGAGCUGUCAAGUGAAGGAACACAACACUCGUACUCCGAGGAGGAACGAUUCGCUUUUGCCAAGUGGAUCAACAGCGCUUUGGAAAAUGACCCCGACUGUCAACAUGUCCUGCCCAUGGAUCUCAACACAGACUCUCUGUUCACAUCCGUAGCUGACGGUAUCUUACUCUGCAAAAUGAUCAACCAAUCAGUGCCAGACACCAUUGACGAGAGGACCAUAAACAAGAAGAAGCUCACACCCUUUACAGUACAGGAGAAUCUUAACUUGGCGUUGAACUCCGCCUCAGCCAUCGGCUGCCACGUUGUCAACAUCGGCGCUUUAGACUUGAAGGCUGGCAAACCCCACCUCGUGUUGGGCCUGCUGUGGCAGAUCAUCAAGAUCGGGUUGUUUGCCGACAUCGAGCUCAGCAGAAAUGAAGCCUUGGCAGCGCUGCUGAGGGAGGGCGAAACCCUGGAGGACUUGAUGAAGUUGUCCCCUGAAGAACUGCUGCUCCGGUGGGCUAACUUCCAUCUGGAGAACGCCGGCUGGCAGAAGAUCAACAACUUUAGCUCUGACAUCAAGGACUCAAGGGCUUACUUCCACCUCCUCAACCAGAUCGCUCCAAAAGGUACAGAGGAAGACAAGCCGGCCAUCGACAUCAACAUGUCGGGCUUCAGUGAGAGAGACGACAUGAGGAGGGCGGAAGCUAUGCUGACGCAGGCCGACCGGCUCGGCUGUCGACAGUUCGUCACUCCGGCUGAUGUAAUCAGCGGCAACCCCAAACUUAAUCUGGCUUUUGUGGCAAAUCUGUUCAACAAAUACCCUGCUCUGAUCAAACCUGAGAACCAAGACAUCGACUGGCACCUUCUGGAAGGUGAGACACGAGAGGAGCGGACAUUUAGAAACUGGAUGAACUCCCUGGGCGUGAACCCAACCGUCAAUCAUCUCUAUGUAGACCUGCAAGAUGCCAUUAUCAUCCUGCAGCUCUACGAGAAGAUUAAAGUAGAUGUUGACUGGAACAACAAAGUCAACAGGCCUCCAUACCCUAAGCUGGGAGUCAACAUGAAGAAGUUGGAGAACUGCAACUACGCUGUGGAACUCGGCAAAAUGUCCAAGUUCUCCCUGGUCGGCAUCGGCGGAACGGACUUGAACGACGGCAAUGCGACGCUCACCCUGGCGCUGGUGUGGCAGCUCAUGAGAAGGUACACUCUUAAUGUACUGGAGGAACUGGGUGAUGGGGAGAAGGUCAAUGAUGACAUCAUUGUCAGAUGGGUCAACAAAACAUUGGCAGAAGCUGGAAAGAGGGCCAAGAUUUCAAGCUUUAAGGACAAGGAGAUCAGCAACAGUUUGGCAGUACUGGAGCUGAUCGACGCAAUCCAGCCCGGCAGCAUCAACUCUGACCUGGUGAAAACGGGACACCUAUCGGAAGAUGACAAGCUGGAGAAUGCCAAAUAUGCCAUUUCCAUGGCGAGAAAGAUUGGAGCACGUGUCUACGCCCUCCCCGAGGACCUUGUGGAGGUCAAGCCCAAAAUGGUGAUGACUGUCUUUGCGUGCCUGAUGGGUCGAGGGAUGAAGCGAGUCUAAAGAAGACUGGCUGUGAUCAUUUGUGACACUUGCUGCCACCCGCACGACAUCCAUCUUUUUGGAACAUCCCCUUUUCCCAGCCAGCCCUGCAUCGCCGCCUGAAGGAUUAUCGUGAAGAAGAUUGAAAACGCAUCAAAUUGCAGGUAUCGCUGCCUUUUCGAAAGACUGGAGGUUUCAUGAAGAACGACGUGCUCUUAUUUAAAAAUGCCAUACUCGUAAAUUUCAAGUGGGACCGUGUGUUAUCGACAUCUCGCAGUACUUUUGAUAAAUGUGUGAGAAUCUCGUUUUUCCUAAAGCAUCUAUGCAUAAUUCCAGCUCAAAGGUUUACGCGUCGUUUACUGCCACCGAUGUCCACACAUUCCUCAAUUAGUGUAAGAAGGACGAGAGGAAGUUCGGGACGCAUGCUUCAGAAAGACACCGCAACAUUCAUGCAUGCCUCAUACACUUCUUUACAUAUCAGUACACAGACGACAUGCGGUCAAAACUAUAGUGACGACCACUCUUGUAUAUGCUGUCCGUAUUUUUGUACGUUGUGUAUUUUUGUGGGACCAUAAAGUGAGGUAAUAUGCUAGUCAGAGCUGGGCUUCUGUUAUGUUAUUGUAUUUUAUGUGUCCAAUGACAAGCAGGUCAUCAGGGUUCUCCGCUGUGCCGUCUUGUCUCCAAAGACAAACCUUUUUACUGGAAGUGUUGAGCUUUUGCCUUUUCUUGAAUUCAAUCGUUACCAAAAAUUAAAUGAAACCUCUACUCCCCACGAUGGCCGAAUUGUAUUUGGCCGUGGUGGUCAUGUCUACUCCAAAGUGCUUCUUCACUUGUAACAAUAAAUAUGAAUUUGAAAACUGAA